Messenger RNA from Physcomitrium patens, 2777 nucleotides. Its product is annotated as putative inactive purple acid phosphatase 2. NCBI's taxonomy places the organism in Eukaryota, Viridiplantae, Streptophyta, Bryopsida, Funariales, Funariaceae. Gene Ontology annotation, molecular function: metal ion binding; acid phosphatase activity. The record is from RefSeq and is a predicted model, not a curated record.
GGCAUCUGGUAUUUGCAAGCUUCGAAUGAAUGUGGGUUCAAUUUUCGCUCGUGUUAGACGAUUGUUGGAGUAAUCGCCCUCCUAGACACGAGGCAGAAAAUUUUGUUUUUUUCAUGGUUCUCGACUGGUGGGUCUUGGGAUUUCUAGCUUCGGAGAAUUUGAGAAUUCGAAGAGUCUGUUUCGUGCGAUUCGGUCUUUGUUUCGUGCAAUGUCAGCGUGUUGGAUUCUCUGCGACGCCCUGAAUCCAGUUUGUGUGUGAACCUCCUCACAUUGAGAGUUUUGAAUUAGGGGUGUGCUAGUGAGGCUUUUAGGGUUUGCCCUGUUUGAAUCGGGGAAUGUGCGCUUGGAAGGAGAUCUGUACUUCAAUACGGUCUGGUAGAGCACGAGUUUGAACAACCUUGGCAUUUUCUCUCACCGAUGAAUUGUAUAUCAGGCGUAUGUCUACUGAGUUAAAACGACGAUCAUGGGAUCGCAAGUAUUCCAUUUUCUUCUGGUGUUCUUUGGGUACUUUCUGCAUGGAGCUUCAUCAGAAUCUGUGAUUUUGGACGCGAGACCUACAAUAUUACAACAUUCAGGAGAAAAUAUCACUCUUGCUUGGAAGGGUGUGAAUUUACCGACGAAAUACGAUUGGCUGGGUAUAUAUACGCCUCCUACUUCUCCUGACGACCAGCAUAUCGGGUACAUACUUCUCUCUUCCUGUUCAACAUGGACAACAGGCGCCUGCUCCUUGCAGAUCCCCUUGGUCAACAUGCGUGCUCCUUACAGUUUCCGAAUUUUCAGAGGCGUGUUCGUAAAUGUAUCUGCAAGUACAAAUGUGACUGGAUCAAACAAUGGGGCUACAACGAUAUCAUUGGAUCGGGAGGGUAAUCCUCUACCAGAUGUCACGAAACGGUUAGCUGCAAGCCCAGUUGUUCAAUUCUCCAAUUACAACGAGCCAACACAAAUUCAUCUAGCUCUUUCCUCGGACGAGACUGCUGUUAGGGUUAUGUUUGUCACUAGGGAUCCUCUGAGAAGCCAAGUAAGAUUCGGGGAAGAUGGAGAUGAACUGGGCAACACAGUUGAUGCUACAUCAGUCACAUACUCUCAAAUUGAUAUGUGCGAUGAACCUGCAAGUUCUUAUGGGUGGAGAUCUCCGGGAUACAUACAUAAUGUUGUGAUGGGGGGGCUGAAUCCUGGGAGUCGCUAUUUCUAUCGGGUAGGAAGCAAUGUAGGAGGAUGGAGCUCGACCUAUAGCUUCAUCGCUCCACAUCCUCGUGCUGAUGAAACAAAUGCUCUCAUAUUCGGUGACAUGGGUACUUCGAUUCCUUAUUCAACGUAUCAAUACACGCAGAGCGAGAGCAAGAAUACCGUGAAGUGGCUCACACGGGACCUAGAACAAAUAGGUGACAAACCUAGCUUCGUAGCGCACAUUGGUGACAUAAGCUAUGCUCGUGGUUUAUCUUGGCUCUGGGACAACUUCUUCACCCAAAUCGAGCCCGUAGCUGCAAGAUCACCAUAUCAUGUUUGCAUGGGAAACCACGAAUAUGAUUGGCCUGGGCAACCUUUCAAGCCAGACUGGUCACCAUACCAAACAGAUGGAGGCGGAGAAUGUGGCGUGCCAUAUAGCUUACGCUUCAUCAUGCCGGGAAACUCCUCCUUACCCACUGGAACUACCUCCCCAGCCACCAAAAACCUCUAUUAUUCCAUUGAUGUUGGGGUUGUGCAUUUCCUCUUCUAUUCUACCGAAACCGAUUUCCAGGUAGGCUCCCCCCAGUACACUUUUAUAGCCAACGACUUGAGAACAGUUGACAGGAACAAGACGCCCUUUGUGGUAUUUUUGGGCCAUCGGCCGCUCUAUACAACCGAUUACCGAGCCUUGUUAGACACGAUGACACAGAAAUUAGUUCAAACUUUUGAGCCUUUGUUGAUAGAUACCAAUGUCACUGUAGCCUUUUGUGGCCAUGUCCAUAAGUACGAGCGAAUGUGCCCCUUGAAAAAUUACACCUGUAUUGAACCAUCUAAGGCAAACGGUGAGCUUCCAAUUCAUAUGGUGGUGGGAAUGGGAGGUGCUGAUCACCAACCCAUUGAUGACCCUCUCCCCAGUCAAAGUCAGCCUAUCUUUCCUCAGCCCAGCUGGUCAGUAUUUCGAACAUUUGAAUGGGGAUAUAUCAGGCUACAUGCAACGAGACAUCUCAUGACGAUUUCAUAUGUUGGUAACCACGAUGGGAAGGUGCAUGAUGUUGUCGAAAUUCCAGUUCUGGAUGAUAUCAAGUCUGGAGCAUAUGUUGAGUCGAGGGAGUCUUUUUUUGACACUGCCAGCGGAGUGCAAAUACCUUGUGGCAGGUCUGAGAAUAUUGUAGCAUUCCUGUUUGUUUUAGCGUUGGGUUGUGGAUGCGGGGCGGCUGCUACUCUUUUUUUCAUGCGGAGGCAGCAGAGGAAGCAGAUUUGGCAGCCUGUCAACCGUGAGGAAGCUAGUUCUUCUCAAUUAUAAGAAAUUGUUUUCUACCAAUAUUUGAUUGUUUUCAUUGAUUUGUGGAUCGCCUGUGUAGUAUGAUAACAUGAGGUCUUUUCUUAUUUUUUUCCUUUUUUGUUUUGCUCUCGCUUCCUAAAAUCGUGGCUAAGUAGGGAUUUCUAUUUAGACUACAUCAAAGUACAUGUAGAGAAGAAUGCUUCACAAGGGCGUUUUGCAAAACACUCCUUUUGUGUACCGGAUUGGAGUUUUCAUAAUGUAAUUUUUUACCUCCUAAAGGUUUUUUAAAAUUUAGAGGUUUAAAAUAAUCAAGAUGUGGUCAAUAGAA